AUGGACACCUCCAACUUUGGCAACUAUGACGCGCUGUCGGGUCUUGACUACCUCCAGUACCCGCACUCGCCAUUUAAUGUGUCUGCCAUGGGCCUUCCGCCCGCCGGUGGCUCGCCGCGUCUGGGGUUCAACUCGCUUAACCUCUCCAACGGUCUGAACGAGUACACGUACACAUCGAGCCCGUCCUACACGACUGGGUCCCCCGCGCGUCCGUUCACGCCCACCGGCAUCUACCCCGGCGCCCUCUCGAACCUCAGCACCGGCGAUCUGUCCUCCGACAGUGUCGCCUCUGGCCGGAGCCGCCGCGGCAGUGGCACGCACUCGCCUGGUCCUUCUGCCCCACCUGGUUCUUUGGCGGCUGUUCCCCGCUCGCACCGCUUCAACCCACUCGCUGCUCCUGUGACGCGUACAUCUGUGCGCCAGCAGCAGCAGAAGAAGCGGAGCAAGGGCUCCGAGGAGUUUGACAGCGACGACGACGCUGAUUUCAACCCCACGAGUACGUUGGCGAACAACGACAUGCGUCGCGAGGAGAUCCGUCGUCAGCGCAUCGAGUCGGAGCAGCGGAGGCGCGAUGAGCUCCGUGACGGCUAUCGCCGUCUCAAGGACGCUCUGCCGGUGUCUAACCAGAAGUCGAGCAAGGUCUCCCUGCUGGAUCGCGCGACCACACACAUUCGCUACCUCGAGAUGACCCAGCAGCAGUUGCAGACGAGAUUGCAGGCAGCCGAGGCCGAGACCGCCCGUCUCCGACACGUCAACGAGGCGCUCAUGCUCGGCACCGCUGAGCAGCGUCACGCCGCAGCCGCUUCCGCCGUCGCCGCCGCUCAGCAGUCCUCGGCGCCGGUAUACUGA
This is a messenger RNA of Fomitopsis serialis, 849 nucleotides long. RefSeq lists its product as uncharacterized. The record is from RefSeq and is a predicted model, not a curated record. The transcript has 3 exons. Lineage: Eukaryota; Fungi; Basidiomycota; Agaricomycetes; Polyporales; Fomitopsidaceae. The coding region runs from base 1 to 849 and encodes 282 amino acids. Gene Ontology annotation, biological process: positive regulation of transcription by RNA polymerase II. Gene Ontology annotation, molecular function: DNA-binding transcription factor activity; protein dimerization activity. Gene Ontology annotation, cellular component: RNA polymerase II transcription regulator complex.